This is a messenger RNA of Eutrema salsugineum, 3132 nucleotides long. RefSeq names its product B3 domain-containing transcription repressor VAL2. The transcript has 13 exons. The record is from RefSeq and is a predicted model, not a curated record. Lineage: Eukaryota; Viridiplantae; Streptophyta; Magnoliopsida; Brassicales; Brassicaceae. Bases 489 to 2786 code for a protein of 765 amino acids. Gene Ontology annotation, molecular function: DNA binding; zinc ion binding.
UCUUUUUCUCAUUUUGAUAAAAUCCUCUGGCACUUCUUCUUAUUGCCUCUUUUUUCGUUGUCUCAGACAACCAUCUGAGGAUCUCUCGACUUAUUCUUCAUUUGGUCGACUUUGACUUUGACUUGUUCGAACUUCACUUCUCCGUCGUAAGUAUACGUUCUUUCCGAUCGACUCCGCUCUCUACUCCAAGAUUGAUUCCGCGCCGCCGGCUGUAGAUUUCUCUAUUGCCACCGAUCUUCUUCUACUCUGCGCCGCCGGAAACAUUCUCUGUUUUGAUGGCUUUGGGUUUGCCGCGCGCUCUUCGAGAAUACUAUGACUUUGGGUUUAUUCGAAAUUGAUGAUCUGUGGGGUUUUGGGUCAACGAGCUCAGUUUCUUCUUCGUCGCAUCUACUUUGAAUUUGGGUUUUCUUCAAAAUUGAAAACCCGCUUUGAAGAAUAGCAAAAAGGCUCUUCCUUUAUCUGAAUCGAGACGGGUCACUUGGUCAACCAUGGAGUCAACGAAGGUUUGCAUGAACGCACAGUGUGGAGCGGCCUCGACGUCCGGCGAGUGGAAGAGAGGCUGGCCGAUGCGAUCCGGCGAGUUAGCCUCUCUCUGCGACAAGUGUGGUUCUGCAUACGAGCAAUCCAUUUUCUGCCAAGUGUUCCACGCCGAGGAAUCUGGUUGGAGAGAAUGUAAUUCAUGUGACAAGCGUCUUCACUGUGGAUGCAUCGCUUCAAGAUUCAUGAUGGAGCUUCUAGAUAACGGCGGCGUUUCCUGUAUAAGCUGUGCCAAGAAAUCCGGAUUUUUCUCUAUGAAUGUCAACCACGAAGCCAAUGGUAGAGGCUUCCCUUCGUUUGCUUCACCAGAGCAUGGGACAAAUCUCAAGCACUUGCUUCACUUUCAAAGAAUCGGCUCCACUCAGUCUUUUUUCCAAAUGAAGCAAGAAGACUCCCUGCUUCCUGCUCUAAGACACAAAACUGAAAAGCAAGAAUUGUCUGCGCAGCCAAACUUGAGCAUUUCGCUUGGAUUUACGAGUCCGUUUCAUGAUGCUGUUGUUGAUGACACAAGUAAGGCUACUCCGAUUUUUCAACUGGCCCCUCGGUCCAGGCAACUGCUUCCAAAACCUGCAAACUCAGCUCCCACUUCUGCUGGCAUGGAGCCUAAUGGGAGCCUCGUUUCACAGAUUCAUGUCGCUCGUCCUCCUCCAGAAGGUCGCGGAAAGACCCAGUUGCUUCCCCGUUAUUGGCCUAGGAUUACUGACCAGGAGCUCCAACAAUUAUCUGGACAGUAUCCUCAUCUCUCAAAUUCAAAAAUCAUACCGCUCUUUGAAAAAGUCCUGAGUGCAAGCGAUGCUGGUCGUAUCGGUCGACUGGUUCUUCCCAAAGCAUGUGCAGAGGCAUAUUUCCCUCCAAUCUCUCAACCUGAGGGCCUCCCGUUAAAGAUACAAGACAUCAAAGGGAAAGAAUGGGUGUUCCAGUUCAGGUUUUGGCCUAAUAAUAACAGCAGGAUGUACGUUUUGGAGGGUGUGACUCCUUGCAUACAAUCCAUGCAGUUGCAAGCUGGUGAUACUGUGACGUUUAGCCGCACGGAACCUGAAGGAAAACUCGUGAUGGGAUACCGUAAAGCGACAAACUCUACAGCAGCACAGAUGUUCAAGGGAAGCAGUGAACCCAAUCUUAGCAUGUUUAACAACAACUUGAGCCCGGGGUGUGGUGAUAUCAACUGGUCUAAACUUGAGAAGCCUGAGGACAUGGCAAAGGAUAACUUAUUGCUUCAGCCGUCACUAACUUCUGCUAGGAAACGUGUUCGGAACAUUGGCAAUAAGAGCAAGCGACUGCUCAUUGACAGCGUAGAUGCUCUAGACCUGAGAGUAACUUGGGAGGAGACACAGGAUCUUCUGCGGCCGCCUCAAUCCGUUAAACCGAGCAUCUGUACGGUGGAAGAUUACGAUUUUGAAGAGUAUGAUGAACCACCAGUUUUUGGGAAGAGGACCGUUUUUGUGUCACGUCAAACAGGGGAACAAGAGCAAUGGGUUCAGUGUGAUGCUUGUGGGAAAUGGCGACGGCUGCCUGUGGAUACUCUUCUUCCACCAAAGUGGUUGUGCUCCGAUAAUGUCUUGGAUCCUGGCAGGUCAUCAUGUUCUGCACCUGACGAACUCUCUCCAAGAGAACAGGAUACACUUAUCCGGCUGAGCAAAGAGUUCAAAAGGAGGAGACUGGCAUCAUCAAACGAAAAGCUAAACCAGGAGCAGGAGGCAUCUGCUCUGGAUACUUUAGCAAACGCAGCCAUCACCACGACAGGUGGACAAGGGGAUACAGCGGUUGCAGCCACGACCAAGCAUCCAAGACACCGGGCAGGUUGUUCUUGCAUCGUCUGCAGCCAGCCGCCGAGUGGGAAAGGCAAACACAAGCCUUCGUGCACUUGCACUGUGUGCGAGGCAGUGAAGAGGCGGUUCAAGACGCUGAUGAUGCGGAAGCGGAACAGAGAAGAAGCAGGGCAGGCAAGCCAGCAGGCGCAGUCAGAGUGCAGGGACGAGACAGAAGUGGAGAGCAUUCCAGCGGUUGAAGCAGCCGCAGGUGGAAACAUUGACUUAAACACAGACCCUGGGGCUUCUCGAGUGAGCAUGAUGAGCCUUCUCCAAGCUGCAACCUUUCCUCUGGAGUCAUAUCUGAAACUAAAGGCUAUUAUUCCCAAUACAGCAGCAGAACAGCAAAGCAGUGAUAUGGUAAGCACAGAGCACGGUUCGUCCUCAGCUGCACAAGAACAUGACAGAGACACAAGCGGAGCUCCUGAGUCCCUGAACUAAACUAACCCCAUUUGGAAUCUUCCAAGAGUAUUUAUUCUUCAGAGGUAUGUUUAUUUAUGUAUACUACUACCUUCUUCGGUUUCGUCCCAAAUUUGUGGAAUGGUUACGACCAUUCUACCAAUUGUCGAUCGAAGAAAUGAGGAAUUUAUUGUUUCCUUCUCCUUUUUUUAUGUGUUUUGGUUUUGGUUUUUGGUGUGUGGUGAGGCUUGAGAGAGACAAAAGAGAUGGGAAUCUUGAUGAGGUUUUGGAAAUACAUAGGACGAUUGUAAUUUGUAUAUACGGGUCAAAAAUGAAAACGUACAAUUCUUCGAGUUUUUUUUCAUUAUACUAAAACCAAAGGUGACAA